Molecule: messenger RNA, 316 nt
Organism: Ceraceosorus bombacis
Lineage: Eukaryota; Fungi; Basidiomycota; Exobasidiomycetes; Ceraceosorales; Ceraceosoraceae
Source: the annotation of a GenBank genome assembly
AUGGUGCGAGCAGGGAAAAGGCAAAGAAAGGUCUGCCUGCCCUCACCUCACAUCACCUCACCUCAGCGCCUUUCAUCCCUCGUCCACUCUGCAGCGCCCCAGCACCUCCAUCAGCGCAACCGCACCAAAUACCGACGAAGCCGCGGUCGCGCUCGCUCAGCUUCUUCGAGCAGAGAUACAUCGACGCACAGCGAACGCGAAAGCGAAAGCGAAAGCGAAGACGAAAGCGAACCUCGGUGGGAGCGAAAUCACCAGUCCAGCCCAGCCCAGCCCAGCCCAGAUCACAAGGGACAAUAAGGGACAAGGGCUAGGCUAG